AUGACAGCAUCAAUUGGUACAGCUGAAGGUAAAUCACUGCGACCACGUGCUCCGACGGUGAAAAGCAUUUCCGGCAGCAUCGCAGAGAAAAAAGACGAAAAGGUGCCGGAACAGGAGACUUCAUGGAGAUCUAUCUACCUUUUGACGGCUAUCUGCAUGUUUUGUGGUGUUCAAUUUUCUAUAUUCUUCCCUACAUUAUGGCCAUUUCUUAAUCAGGUGGAUCCGACGGCUUCGGAGACGUUCUUUGGUAUUAUCACUGCCGCAUUCUCAGUCGGUCAAGGUCUUGCAUCACCGGCUUUUGGAUUUUGGAUGAAUCGCUCUAGAUCUGUGCGUCAACCGCUUACCUGUGGAAUUAUAAUCAUGAUUAUCUCGAAUAUCAUUUUCUGUUUCGUGGAAGCAUUCAAACAAAAAGAACGUCGUUGGGUUAUGAUGGUAGCAAGGUUCUUCAUUGGUAUUGGAGCCGGUACAGUAGGCGUAAUGCGGGCCUAUGCGUCUACCGCCAGCAGCCUGAAGGAUCGCGCCCGUGCUAUCACAUUCAUCCAAGCCAGUUAUGUCAUCGGCAUGACAAUUGGACCUGGUAUUCCUGUUGCCUUUGCCCCUCUCAAAUUUCCCGGCUACGUAUUCGGGCCACUCCACCUGGACAUGUACACUGCACCGGCAUGGUUUGCUACGUUCAUCUGUAUUCUUUCGUUGGUUUUGCUUCUGCUUUUACUCGAAGAAAGCUAUGUCGGCGUGCAAGAAGUCGAUCGCGGUGAGGUUGACUACAAUCCAUUGCCGAAGUUCGAUGUGAUUGCUGUCUCUGUAUGUGUUGUCACUCAAUUCACACUUAUGUUCAUCAUUACGAACCUGGAAACGGUCGGAUCGAUGUAUGCAAUGGCGAUGUGGAGUUGGGACUCGCACGAAGCUGUCGUCAAAAUCGGUAUUUUCCUUUGGCUGUUUUCGAAUUAUCUACGGCGACGACCAUAUAAACGGCAUCUUUUGAGUGAAUUCGAAGUUUUCCAUCCGAAGUAG
Messenger RNA from Haemonchus placei, 1011 nucleotides. NCBI's taxonomy places the organism in Eukaryota, Metazoa, Nematoda, Chromadorea, Rhabditida, Trichostrongylidae. The record is from the annotation of a GenBank genome assembly.